AUGCAGAUGAUUGCGACAGUGUGGGGUGAUGAAGGUAUGAGACAAAUUCUUGAAGAAGGCAAGUUGAAGAGUGACAAGCUCUCUUUAAUCAUUCGUUCGUGGUUGUGGAGCACAUGUGCACGUACGGACAUCGAACCGUGUGGUUCGUGUUAUUUUGUUUUCCUUUAUUUCCUUACAUUUCCUUACCUUUUUCCCUUUACCAACACUACGACUAGCACGUUCUCGCUACGGUGA
Trypanosoma brucei brucei TREU927 is the source of this 234-nucleotide messenger RNA. RefSeq lists its product as hypothetical. The record is from RefSeq and is a predicted model, not a curated record. NCBI's taxonomy places the organism in Eukaryota, Euglenozoa, Kinetoplastea, Trypanosomatida, Trypanosomatidae. The transcript has a single exon. The coding region runs from base 1 to 234 and encodes 77 amino acids.